Messenger RNA from Chilo suppressalis (striped riceborer), 6093 nucleotides. The record is from the annotation of a GenBank genome assembly. Lineage: Eukaryota; Metazoa; Arthropoda; Insecta; Lepidoptera; Crambidae.
AUGAAUUUCUCACGGUUCUUGGACUUGCAAUCAUGGUGGGAAGUGCCGUCAAUCGCAUAUUUUUGUUCCCUAUUCAGAACUGCAUUCAAUCUUCUAGAUUUUGACAUCGAAGAAUUGGAGGAAGCUCUUCUGACAGAUGGCACAGAAGAGUCUGCCAGCUCUCUCCUGACCGAGUUGAUUGUGCGCCUUUUGAACGGCUGUUUAGGCAACAAUGACAUCUCUGCCUUCAAUUACCAGAUGUAUCUGAGGCGUCUCUUCAGAAGAAAAUGCCAAGAAACAGGAAGAUAUAACCCCUUCAACACUGAUAUUGAUUUCCAAUUCCUUCCUCUCCGAACAAAGGUUGAAAUUCUUUAUGCUUUAUGUGACUUUCGGUUAGAUGCUGAAGAUGUUUUUGAUUUGUUUAAGAACCUUGAAGCUGAAAGUCUUAGAGUAGAACCACUAGGGUGGGAUGACAAUGAUUCAGCUUAUUGGUAUUUUUAUGGGACAAGAUUAUAUCGUGAAGACAUUAUAAGAAAACCUAAAGGGAAAAGUAAAAAGAAGAGAAGUAAAGAGAGUAAAAAGAGAGGCUGGUUUUAUGGGGAUGACUGGUUGGAUGAUGAUGAAACUGAACGUGUCUGGCAAGUUGUUUGCUUUACUGAAGAAGACUGGACCCACCUGACGGAGAAGUUCAGCAAGGCAACAAGCAAGGUUGAAAAAGAACUAUACAGGUCAUUGUCACAAAAUUUUUUGCCUGAAAUACCCAGAUUGUUCCAAGAGAAAGAACGACUUCAAAGAAAAAGGUUGUUAGAACUAGCACCACGGCGAACAUCUAGUCGUGUUCUGCAAAAAAUCAAAGAAAAAGAAGAGGUGAAGCAAAACACGCAUGACAUUAAAGAAGAAGAAGAAGAAAGGAAGGAAACCCCAGAUAUUGCACGUGAAAAUCGAGCCAAGCGGCGAAACUUACUAAGGUCAAAGUCGGUGACAUCAGAUUCGUCGGAAAACUCUGCAAGUGAAAGAGAAGAGAUGCCACAAAAAGCAGCAAAGCAGUCUAAACGACAGGACAAGCGGUCAAAAAACUCAUCUGCCACGCAAAAAGGCGAACCACCACCAGAACCACCGGUAAAAACAGGAAGAAAAACAAAUAACUCCCUUGCAUCUGCUACCGGACAAAUAGUUAUACCCGACAAUGACGAACCUGUUAAUAGUACUAGGAAAAAGCUGAAGACAUCACAAAUAUUUAGCCAAACUGAAGAAGAUAUACAAACAGAUAUGUACAAGGUUUUGGAACAACUGACUGCUCAUGAAGAUGCUUGGCCGUUUAUGGACCCAGUGGAAGAGGAGUAUGCUCCUAAUUACUAUGCUGUGAUAAGGCGUCCUAUGGACUUACGUAAAAUGGAGCAGCGACUCGAUAGUGGCUACUACACAGACUUUUCAAUGUUCAAAGCUGAUUUCAAACUUAUUGUGAAUAACUGCAGGCUUUACAAUGGUCAAGAUAAUGAAUAUACAAUAAUGGUUGAUAACUUACAAGCUGCUUUUGAUCGUCUGACUGAAAAAUACAUACACAGAUUAUCAUCAUCAGAUGAAGAAAUAGCUGUGGAGUAUCAGAUACCAACUCCUUCGCGAAAACAUAAAUUAAAAACAAGUGAAUCUCCAAGCCGCCAUAAAAAGAAAAAACGGAAAUCUCAUUCUGAUGAUACUGGUGAAGCCAAAUCUACUAAUUCAUCUACAGCUUUAGAAGACGAAACAAAUGAACAAACAGUCGAAGUCGAAAAGAAAUCAAAAGAAUCUCAUAAAAACAAGGACGGCAAAGGUAAAAAGAAACGCAAGGGUCAUCAUCGCCAUGGCAAACAUUCCAAGAACCACAAGAAAGAAUCACAUCGGUCAGACCACGGCGAACCCACGAAAAGUCGGCAUAGUAAGAAACAUACAAAAAAUAAAGAAAAAGAGGGCAAAAAAUCUAAACAAAAGAAGAAGAAAAGCAAACACCAUGAAACUGAGCCUGUAGAGGAAUUAAAACGAACAGUUUCAGUAGAGUCCUUAGAAAGUUCUAACAGGAGUAGAAGUGCAAGUCCUUUGCCGUCUAUACAUACACCGUCUCCAUCGCCGACGGAACUCAAUCAAGCUGACCAAGCAGACCAAUCUGACCAGCUCAAUGAUUCAGAUUUUUUCAAAGAUAAAUACGAUAAAAUAAAAGAAAGACGCCGGCAUGCAGUUAAGGAUGCUUGGGAGUCUUUAUUCGAUUAUAAACAAAAAGCUAUAGAUAAACAAAAUCUCCACAUACCUGAAAAAGAUAAAAAUCAAAAAUUGAGAGAAACCAUAGAAAAAUUGAAGGCGAAAAACGAAAAAUACCAUCUAAAAAGCACUCUGUUCAAUAGCUUAUUUACAACAGGUCACAGCAGUACGGACAAAACACCUGAUUCUAUUAAAGAAUCUUCUGUGAAAGAUCCUGAAGAAAAGAAUGAUGAGGAGUUAACUGAUGAAGAUUUAUCAGAAGGUCAAAAUCAAAAAGGUAAGACUGGAACCAAAAAAGGUCACAAAAAGAAUACAGCUAAAAAUGAAUCUGCAUCAGAGGCUUUAGAACAAGCUGUAAAAGAUAUUAGCAAAUGGCUUGAUGAUGCUCCGAAAGGAUCAGUAGCAAGCUCACCAUGUGAUAGCCCAGCACAAACGAUUUCGACAGAAGAACAUGACAAUAGUCGCUUGGAUGAUGAGUUUUCACAAGGCGAAAAAUCGAAUCCAGUUCGAAAAGAAACGUCGCGGAAAAGACCAUCAUCCCGAGAACCAAAAGUUCUUAAACGUAGGGAAAUACAAAGAACUAUCGAUAGAUUACAACCUGGAAAAGGAAAAGGAAAUUUACUAACAAAUAUAACGAACAAGAACUCUGAAAAAACAGAAGAAGUAACUCCACUUGGCCCACUUAAUAAAUUAAGGGAUGCUAACAAGGUGGAAGAAUCAAGUCCUAAAUUGAGCCUUGGUUCAGUUCUACCAACAGUAGAAUUUACUCUUGGUAAUGAUCAUAAUUUUGCUAACGACGAACCAAAACCUGUAGCUGAGUCUCCAACAGUUCACACUACUUUGGAAGAAGAACCUAAAGAAGACGACAAAAAGGAAGAAAAACCAGUUGAAAAGAACAAAGAAACCGUAACUAUUCAACCCAAUAAGAAAGAUGCAGAGGUUGGGACUGAUCUUCCCACUACUACAAAGCCAAACCAAGAAAAAGCUACACCUAAUUUAAGUGCUUGGUUCAAAGCCUUCGGUACGCCCAAAAGUACGUCUAGUGUAUCAACAACUAAAAAGAAAGUCGAAGAUCCAGAUUUGGAAGAUAAAAAUACAGAAAAUUUGAACAAUGACACUAAGCCUGCGAGUCCGAAAAAUACCGCAAAGUAUGAUUCCCCUACUCACCCUGAUACUCCGAAUCCUGAAGGUGGUGACAGUCCUCUUCCCAAUGCGUCUGUCACUCCUAGACAACGAAGGACAAGUACGGGAAGUUCCGUUUCGGAAAGGUCUUCUUUCAGUCAAGACCUUGAUUCGCCAAGACAUCAGAUGUCUCAUACAUCUCCUUUGCUUCGGUCUCCUGCAUCGCCGAGAACAGAUGACUUCCAAAAGAUAACAUAUCCCAUCAUUAAUGGUACUGUGAGGGCGGGAUUUUAUCAAGACACCACAUCUGUAAAAAGUAGUCCUGAGAAAAGUUGUAGCCCACGAGAAGCUCCUCAAUCUCCAUAUUCUCCAUAUUCUCAACAACAUGUUUAUGCUUCGAAUAAUGUUAUGGGAUCGACUACGCCAAAUUACUUUGUAGAUCAUAAUAAAAGUCCGUUACCAACAUAUACUCAAAACCCACCCCCAUAUUACGACACUUCUAAAGUACCGUUAGUUAGUAAACCUGCUAGAGUUCAUGAUGAUUACACUGCUUUAGGUCCCGAUUCUUAUCAACAAAAUCAAUAUAGUGGUCCCUUUUCUCCAGGUCACUCGUCAUUUUCUCAAACACAACAUCCUUCUCAAGCAGGAUCUGACACUCAAAUAUCUUCACAAUCAACGACAUCACAGAUUUUGCCAGAUCCUAAAAACUCCUUAUUUCCUGUUAAGAAACGUACUUACAAUGAACCCGAAGUCUCUACAGCUCCAACCAAGAAAAUUUCGGAAGCUAAAGAAGUACCAACACUAUCGCAAACCAAAAAUGAUUAUCAGAAGGUAGCUCAGAGUCUUCAUUCAAUAUCAUCAGCAAUGCCAACACAAUCAGUUGACGACAUUGCGCUGGCAUUAAGCGAGAAAUCAGAGAUUGCCAAAUUGAACAGUCUUCGUGAAAAGAAUUCCGUCAAUUAUAUGGAUAGACGUUCUAAUGAUAAUAGAGAUAAUAUUGCUUUUAAUAAUGAAUCAAUACUUGAAGUUAAAAAAGACGUUCCUGGUGUAGACCUUAAUAAGUCUGUUAAUAUUUCAAAAAAAGACAACAUUGAUAUGGUUAAUAUGGGAUAUAUGACUUCAGAACUCGACAGGAGAAAUAGUAGCGAAUCACAUGAGGUUGAUUAUACAAUAGCGCGAGAUGCUACUAAAAGUACUUCAAAUCAACAAAAAGGAUUUGAAGUUGAGGCGAUUGCUAUCAAUCUUGGCUUGGGCAAUCAGCAAAUGCAAAAAGCUGCAGCAAAAGCUACUAUUAACUCCAACAAUAUUCCUCCAGCCCAUUCACAGGAUCGAACACUUAACGAAAUGAAUACUAACCAAAACAUAGCUCACGCUCAUCAUACUCAGUAUGAUGUCCUAAGCAGUGGACAAGCUAUAAGUAAUUUCUCAUUAAAUGAUAUUGAGUUAGCCAACAAGAAACUUCAUUAUGCAUGCAAUACGACUUCAUCCCCGGCUGCAUUGGAUUACGGUAACUGGAAAAUGGCUAAUCAAAUGCGCAAACAAGACCUUCUAGCCACUGACUAUCCAACUAACUACAGUUCAAAUAAUGUAGACAAAUUGAAACCUGAUGUUGUAAGUCCGAGCACAAAUGCUAUAAAUUAUAAUAAAAAUGUACAACAAACAUAUAACAACUACAAUACGCCAAGAACAAGUAUGCAAAGGUCUCAAGACUUACAACAAAAUCUUCCUGCCGAAUUAAGAAUACCGAAUCCACGGGGACUCCUCAAAACUGACCUGUCUGUUGCUUCCUCCAGUGCUGAUAUUGAAAUGGUACCAAAAAGUAUCGAUACCCAUGCAAAGUCGCAAAAAGCAGAGAAGUUGGUCCAGAACCACCCCUUAGUUGGAUCGUUACCUUACAAAACACCUUACAGUGCACAUUCAACAAUACCUCUUGAGAGUUUAAGAAACUUGCCAAAAAUUCCCCAAAUGUUAGAUAGAUAUGCAAAUGAGGAAAGAUAUUUGUCUAGCUUUGCGGGAACCAAUCCCUCGUUAUAUCAUGAAAAAUCUUUCCAAAUGGCACAAAUCUUUAACAAAAGCAUAUCUUCUGAUGUACACCCUACAACAUCUGUCAACAUAUAUUCUCAACCAUCUAUUUCGAUCAGUAAAGACAACAGUUCUUACAAAGUUUCUAAUAACGUGACAACUCAGGGAGAUACAAAAACGAAGACAAAAAGAAAACGAACAGCAGAAACUAAAACUCAUAUGAGUACACAGAGUUAUCAUCCAUCGCCAUGCACGGAUGUGUUAUCAUCAGUAAAAACAAGUAUUAUACCUGGAAGUGCAUUUAAUUUUGGUACAACUACCAAUAUCGCUCUUGGUGGGGGAUUGUACAGUGAUAAUGCUGGAUUCUCUAUUGAAGAUUUUCGAAAUAGUACUGCAGCCAAUCAAUUGAUGGCAGCAAAUUAUAUGGCCGCGGCUGUUGCUCAUCAACAAAGAAAUAACUCAGAUUCGAAUGCUGAGAAAUUAGUAAAACCAGCUCAUCAGAAUUCAGCUCACAGUAGCUCUUUCCCUUUCAUUGGACAUUCACAAACUAGAACGGGAUAUCCUUUUGUUGGAGCUGAUACGUCAUCGCCUCUCUAUCAGCAGUAUCUUCAACGUCAUCAGGAAGAAUUACUUCGACAAACUGGCGCGCAGAUCAUGGGGCUUUACCCACCGGGCUACCCAGCCAGCCUUGGUGUAAGACAACCUUAUGACUCUAUAAACAGACCUUCGUGGCUGUAA